This is a messenger RNA of Phlebotomus argentipes, 3344 nucleotides long. RefSeq names its product D(4) dopamine receptor. The coding region runs from base 1 to 1413 and encodes 470 amino acids. The transcript has 4 exons. Gene Ontology annotation, biological process: G protein-coupled receptor signaling pathway. Gene Ontology annotation, molecular function: G protein-coupled receptor activity. The record is from RefSeq and is a predicted model, not a curated record. Lineage: Eukaryota; Metazoa; Arthropoda; Insecta; Diptera; Psychodidae. Gene Ontology annotation, cellular component: membrane.
AUGGACCUCCUCCGCGACGCUGACCCACCGGGCGACUCCACUCUCUGGACCAACGAUUCCCGCGCCAACGCCACCAGCGGGGAUUGGCUCUCCUCGUCGAGCACGCUCGCCCUCCUCGGCACCUACUGCACAGUGAUCUUCGUGGGCGUGUUUGGAAAUGCAUCCCUGGUCGUGACGCUGUGCGCCCAUGGACGCCUCCGGAAUCCACUACUUGUUGCGCUCUGCGUUGCCGAUUUGAUAGUUUCAGGCGUCGCGGCGCCUCUCACUGUCGUCAGCAUGGCGUUUAAUUACAGCACAUGGAGUCUACCACCCGCGGCAUGCAAAGCCAUGUCUUUCGUAAAGUCCAUGCCCGUGGCAGCGAGUACAUUCUGCCUGUUCAUGCUGUCGCUGGAUCGCUUCGCCACUGUGAAGCACCCUCGACUGGCGCAACUACGCCAGACGAGAUUCCUGCCCACCGUCCUAGCCCUCGGAGCCUGGCUCACUGCCAAUCUCGUGAGCGUGCCCGUUCUGUUGGCCCACCGCGUUGACCAAGCGCCUCACUCGCGAACCACCUGCCGACCCGAUUACGGCGACUUUCACGUGCCAUUCCUUGCCACUCACACGAUCCUGGUCUUCGUCAUUCCGGGCUUCGGAGUGCUCCUGAACCACCUGGCAGUUCGUCGGAAGCUGUGCGCACUCUCGCUCACGGCGCGCGCGGCUCACGGCGAGCUACCGCUGCCCAUGCCCAUCCUCAGGAGGCCCACGCACAUGAUCAUCGUCACGGGCAUGGCGCCAGCCCGCGGAGGAGUCGUGGGACAGCAGGACGACAGUUCAGACGGAGGCGGAGCGGCGGAAAGCAAUCUUACAACACCAGCGGCAACAUCGAGGAAGGCGACGGGAAAGACGAUGCCGAAAACGCCCAGAGCGAUUCGUCGUGAGCAAAUGCGUCGUCGUCAGCGAAGCAAAAGAGCCAGCGGCACGAGGCACAGUUCUGAACUUCCACUGCCUCAGACGUCCACUUUGCGCUCCCGAAGACGCCUGGCGAAUCUCCUGGUCGGAGCUGCCCUGAUCUUCGUCGCUUGUUGGACACCGCACGUGGCCUGCAUCCUAGGCUCUCAGCUGGGCAACGGAAGUCUGUGCACGAAGACUCUGGCCGACUUCAGUUUGCUGCUAGGAUACACGCACUCAGCCGUGUCGCCCAUCGUGUACUGGAUACUGAACCACAACACCCUCCGACAAUCACUGUCGUGCACGCCGUGCUGGCAAAUAUCAUCGGCGCAGAAAUUCCUCCGGACGCGCUUCCGCAUCACCGCUCCGUCGCCGCAGCCCUCGUCCACAAAUGAGGCCGCCCUGGGUGCCUUCAAUCCCAGGUACAUCAAAUCCCGCCCUCAGCCCGCGCCGCGGCCGCAGGCCUCGUCGCACUGCUUCUACUGAAACGCCCAUCGUGCAUCCCGUUGUGCGGAGUGAAAUGGCCCGGUUGAGGACACCAUUUCGCACUCCCACUUCGUCGCCCCAACUCAUUAACAUCUUCAUUGACACAAUUUCUUUGUGAAUAUUGAAGCCGUUCUCCCACUCUGCUGAUGAUGGUGCAGGUGAGCGAACAAAGGUGAGAUGCUGAGAAAGUGCUCUGAAUGUACAUCUUAUCUUUUUGCAUUUGAAAGCCUUUGUAAAUAUUUUCCUUUACAAAGAACCAGAAUUGUUUCUGCAAAUUAACAUGCCUUCAGCAGCAACAAUUUUAUUACAAAGCACAUCCUAUAGAAAAAUGUUCCACGAAUAAAAUGGUUUAAUGUUGAGAAUUUUUACUUGCCCUCUAAGUUCGUUUGAAGAAGAAAAGUUUCCAAAUACAAAACAAAAUUAAUUUUCAUUCAUGGGGAAAAUUGCAAGAAUUACUCUCCCUCCUUGGCAACAGGCUGUUGUUGGGGAGAGAGCAUCAUCAUAAAUUUAGUUUUGACAUCAAUUCUCGCGUUUUCCACUUCGAAAUUGCUUUGAAUUACCUCUGACGCCAUUAUAAGAAUUUUAAUCAGUUCCUCAUUGCAGGCAGACUAGCAAGCAAAACGAUAUGAUUUAUAUGACAUUUAAAGGUGGGCUUAUUUUCCUCAUCAACAAUGUGAAUUCGAAGGGGCGGAAAAUUUGGCAGAAAAUUGCACAGUUUCAAUAACCAUUGUUACAUUUAUUGAUGUCUCCAAUCGAUUCACAUCCUUAAUCGUAGCUGAAUGGCACUGCACGUCAAUGGGACUGUAUUUGCAUGGGUAAAUUCUCCAAGAGGGCAUUAAGACAGCAAUUUCUGCUGUAGGCGAGAGGUGGGGGUGGAAAGUGCUCCGUUCGGGUGCUUUAUUUGUGACUUACGGGCGCUCCACGAGAAGCAUGGAGACAAACAAAUGGAUAAUUUUGCGGAUGAGGAAGAUUCAAUUGGAGAAUAGUGGAAGAGGAACAUUUUAAUUAAUCGCCCUGGUGAGGCAGGCAACGUCUAAUUUUAGAUUAUAGCGUGGAACUAAUUAAACUGACUAAACAUAAGGACUAUAGUGAAGUUAUUAAGUAAUACUAUCAAAUAAGUGUUAUGUUGUCAGCUGAGCAGAGAAUGGACAGAAGGAGGAACAUAUAGAAAUCUAUCAUAAUAUUUCCCGUGUGAUGUUAAUGACGAUGGUUUAAUUGAUGGUGAUGAAUUGUUAGGAGGAAAAGGAAAACAUGUCGUAUUUCAAUAAUUCGAUAUUUAGGCAUAUAAUACUUGAACUAAGCGUGUCUUCGGAUUCGUGUCUCUUAUCUGUGAUUCUGGUCAAAAUAUUUUAAGAGAUAUAAAAAAGAUAUGGUAAAAAAAAUUAUGCGAAGAAAACUAUUUUCUAUAGUGCCUGAGAUAUUUUAAAGUGAGAAGAGAAUAUUCUAACUUUUCAUGUUAAUAAUGUUAACCAUGACAAGAAAACACAACAAGUCAACAGCAACAACAUCAAGUAAGAGGGAAAACAAUGUUACUCAACUGGCUUUUAGUCACUUUAACUCCAUGAGUUUAUCUGAUUUCAGUCUCAAAGAAGGUUAGAAGAAGAAAAAAAUUGGAACAAGAACACUUGCAAAUUAACUGGAUUUCACUUUAUAAACUUAAAAAAAAUAUAUAAAUUUCAAUUAACAUUGUGAAGCUUGUGAAGCAGAAUCUCUUUUCAAUUCCUCUCGUUUUGGGCCUCUCAUAAAUCGACUAAAUACAAGUCUAUUCUAUAUAUAUAUUUGGUGAGGAGGUGAAAUUUUUCCAUUGAGCUACUCUUGAAAUCAAAGAAAAUCAAACUCAUAUUUUCGAUGUUGUCAUGUGAAGCAAAAAGUGAGAAUAAAUAUAAUAAAAUGUUCUGUAUGAAAAAGUAAUUGUUCAAUGGGCAAUAAAA